Acanthosepion pharaonis is the source of this 1266-nucleotide messenger RNA. The record is from the annotation of a GenBank genome assembly. Lineage: Eukaryota; Metazoa; Mollusca; Cephalopoda; Sepiida; Sepiidae.
AUGUUUGCUUUGGCAAUAAUAAAUUCUUCUUCUUUCCUCUUCUUCUUUCCUUUUCUUCUUCCUUCCUCCUAUUUCUUUUUCUUCUUCUUUCCUUCUUUUUCUCUUCUUCUUUCCUCUUAUUCUCGUUCUCUUCUUCUUCUUUCCUCUUCUCCUGGUUCUCUUCUUCUCUCCUCCUCCUCUUCUUCUUUCCUCCUUUUUUUCUUGCCUUUUCUUCUUCUCUCCUUCUUCUUUUCUCCUCUUCUUACCUCUUCUUGCUCUCUUUUUCUUUCAUCUUCUUCUUGUUCUCUUCUUCUUUCUUCUUCUUCUUGUCUUUUCGUCUUCUCUUCUUCUUUCCUCUUCUUAUUGUUCACUUAUUCUUUCCUCCUCUUCUUGUUGCCUUCUUCUUUCCUCCUCUUCUUGUUCUCUUCUUCUUUCCUCUUCUUCUUGUUCUCUUUCCUCUUCUUCUUCUUCUCUUUCCUCUUCUUCUUCUUCUUCUCUUUCCUCUUCUUCUUCUUCACUUCUUCUUUCCUCUUCUUCUUCUUCUUCUUCUCUUCUUCUUUCCUCUUCUUUUUCUUCUCUUUCCUCUUCUUCUUGUUCUCUUCUUCUGGUUAUCUUCUUCUUUCCUCCUCCUCUUCUUCUUUCCUCCUUUUUUCUUGCCUUCUCUCCUUCUUUUCUCCUCUUCUUACCUCUUCUUGCUCUCUUUUCUUUCAUUUUUCUUUCAUCUUCUUCUUGUUCUCUUCUUCUUCUUUCUUCUUCUUCUUGUCUUUUCAUCUUCUCUUCUUCUUUCCUCUUCUUAUUGUUCUCUUAUUCUUUCCUCCUCUUCUUGUUGCCUUCUUCUUGUUCUCUUGUUCUUUCCUCAUCUUGUCUCUUCUUCUUUCCUCUUCUUCUCUACUUCUUUCCUCUUCUUCUUGUUCUCUUCUUCUUUCCUCUUAUUCCUGUUCCUUUCUUCUUUCCUCCUCUUCUUUUUGUCUUUUCUUCUUUAUUUAUUCUUUCCUCUUCUUUUUUCUUCUUGUUCUCUUCUUCUUUUUUUCAACAUACUCCUCUGUCAGUUUCAGUGCCCUCUCUAAAGUCUGUGUCUGUGUCCUCUCUAAAGUUCAACGUACUCCUCUGUCUGUGUUUGUCCUCUCUAAAGUUCAACGUACUCCUCUGUCUGUGUUUGUCCUCUCUAAAGUUCAACGUACUCCUCUGUCUGUGUCCUCUCUAAAGUUCAACAUACUCCUCAUGUCUGUGUGUGUGUCCUCUGUAAAGUUCAAUGUACUCCUCUGUCAGUGUCUGUGUCCUCUCUAA